Molecule: messenger RNA, 964 nt
Organism: Gracilinanus agilis (Agile Gracile Mouse Opossum)
Lineage: Eukaryota; Metazoa; Chordata; Mammalia; Didelphimorphia; Didelphidae
Product: radial spoke head protein 6 homolog A-like
Exons: 2
Biological process (GO): cilium movement involved in cell motility; axoneme assembly; cilium assembly
Cellular component (GO): radial spoke; axoneme
Source: RefSeq, a predicted model, not a curated record
ACAGACAUCCCGGUGCCCAACGUCAUCGAGGCGGCCUUCUACUUCGAGCAGGCGGGCGUCGGGAUGAACUCGGACGAGACGUUCCGCAUCUUCCUGUCGCUCAAGCAGCUGGUGGAGCAGCAGCCCAUCCAGACGUGCCGCUUCUGGGGCAAGAUCCUGGGCCUCGACCGCAACUACCUGGUGGCCGAGGUGGAGUUCCGCGAGGGCGAGGAAGAGGAGGAGGAGGAGGAGGCGGAGGAGCUGGUGGAGGGCGCGGCCGAGGGCAUGGAGGGCCGCCCGGAGGAGGAGGGCGAGGACGAGGAGGAGAAGGAGGUGGACGAGCCGCCCAAGUCCACGUGGAAGCCGCCGCCCGUGAUCCCCCGCGAGGACAGCCGCACCGGCACCAACAAGUUCCUCUACUUCGUGUGCAAUGAGCCGGGCCAGUCUUGGACCAAGCUGCCCCACGUCACGCCCACGCAGAUCGUCAACGCCCGCAAGAUCAAGAAGUUCUUCACCGGCCACCUGGACACGCCCAUCGUCAGCUACCCGCCCUUCCCCGGCAUCGAGGCCAACUACCUGCGCGCGCAGAUCGCCCGCAUCUCGGCCGGCACGCAGAUCAGCCCGCUCGGCUUCUACCAGUUCGGGGAGGAGGAGGGCGACGAGGAGGAGGAGGGCGGCGCCGGGCGCGAUUCCUACGAGGAGAACCCCGACUUCGAGGGCAUCCCCGUGGCAGAGCUCGUGGACUCCCUGGCCAACUGGGUGCACCACACCCAGCACAUCCUGCCCCAGGGUCGCUGCACCUGGGUGAAUCCCAACCAGAAGUCGGAGGAGGAGGAGGAGCUGGGGGAGGAAGAGGAGAAGGCAGAUGAGCCAGACGAGGUGGAACAGGAAAUCGGACCCCCCCUCCUGACCCCACUCUCUGAAGAUGCAGGUAUUUUUUUUUUUAAUUUUAUUUUUUAGAAAAAAAUUUUUUUCCAUGGUUACA